AUGUUCAAUAGCGAGAUGAUGCCUAAAGAGAUGCGCGGCAAGGUCGGCUCCUUUUUCGAAUGGAUCUUUUGGGAUUUUUGCGUCGUACUGGCGUGUGCGGGGGUACUACUCGGCAUUAGGAUGCUGGUGAGAAGAGGCCGUCACGAUGAAGCUUGGGUUUCGCUACAGUGGAUUUGUGCCGAUAGGUCGGAGGCUACUCAGAAGGAGAUGGAAAAUAUACGUCUCGGUGUGGAAAUGGAAGCGAGAGAGACAGAAGGCUUCCAGUUUAAAGAGCUCCUUCAAGCCGACAACUUCAAGCGAGUCUUUGCUGCUUUCGCCAUCUUCACAGCACACGGUGAUCGCAACCUGCUCCUGAUAGCUAUAUUCGGAGCUGUCAAGGUGUUGGCCUGUGGCUCAUUUGUCUUGUUUUUUUCGGAGCGACUUUCUCGCCGUCAAGUCCUCAUUACCACGGCUGCCGUCGUCAAGGUAAAAACUCCUCUAAGCACCGGCGAACCAGCUCUCAUCUACCUCUUCGUUGACUUCUACAACUUCAGUUGGGGCCCCAUGCCCUGGCCCUACGUGUCCGAGAUCUUCCCGAUACGCAUCUUCGACGCCCUCAUUGCCAUUUGCAUCUUCUUCUUCCUCAAGGGAACCAGAGGCUUGUCGCUCGAGAUUAUUGUUCAUCAACGCUUCAAGAAGAGCGCUUCCGCCAAGGAUGUGGAGCAUGCCCGAACCAUUAACGAAUAA
Pseudomassariella vexata is the source of this 726-nucleotide messenger RNA. RefSeq lists its product as uncharacterized. Bases 1 to 726 code for a protein of 241 amino acids. The transcript has 6 exons. Gene Ontology annotation, molecular function: carbohydrate:proton symporter activity. NCBI's taxonomy places the organism in Eukaryota, Fungi, Ascomycota, Sordariomycetes, Amphisphaeriales, Pseudomassariaceae. The record is from RefSeq and is a predicted model, not a curated record. Gene Ontology annotation, cellular component: membrane. Gene Ontology annotation, biological process: carbohydrate transport; transmembrane transport.